UUGACGACAACAAAACUGGUUUCAAAUUAACUGCGACCUCAGUGCUGCAGUAACUGUAAGAGUGGAAAGUGUUGCUGUCGCUUGGAAGAAAAAUAAAAAACUGAAAAUGUUUAACGCACAGAAUCUGUGGGUUACGUUAGCGGCCCUAUUGGUCAUCGUCGCUAUACCGGAUGUUUCGUCAUAUUCAAAAUACGGAAGGACUUGCAAGGAUAUUGGAUGUAGAAACGAUGAAGUCUGCGUUAUGGCGGAAGAUCCUUGCACAUUUUCCUCAGAUAAAUGUGGUUCUUAUCCGACCUGCAAAAAAACGAGCAACAGCGAGGGCAGUUGCUCGAGCAUCAUUUGUGACAAAAAUGAAUAUUGCAGAACCGAAAAUGACAUACCAAAAUGUGUAAGCAAGAUUUCAUCCAACGGGUUCCAAUCGGCGGGUGUCGAUAUUGUGAAUGGUCAACAAGUCAGCAAUAGUGAUACUAAUAAACACACGAAUACCAACUCGAAUCCGUACGCUAACGCGAAUGCACCUCCAGCCCCCGCUGAUCCUGUACCCGGGGGAACUGGUUAUCAUCAAGUUAAUACUGGUAACAAUAUCGGUUACCCUUCUUAUCCCAGCAAUCUAGGAUCUUCGAAUAACAACAACGGCUAUCCUCCUUAUCCAUCAACGAAUCAAGGAAAUCAUCCGCGAACGGAUAACCUCGGUUAUCCACCCUAUCCAACUAUGAACAGAAUGCCGCAACCUGGUCAAGGAUAUCCUGGUCAAGGUUAUCCCCCAUAUCCAGGACAAUCUGGAUAUCCGCAAGCAGGAUAUCCGCAACAACAAUAUCCAAACGGUCAACGAUAUCCAGUAGGACAAUAUCCUGGUUAUCAAAAUUAUCCGAAUCAGAAUCAUCGAGGAUAUUCCUACAAUUCGAAUUCUGUAUAUCGUAAAAAUAGUAGUAGCAUCGGACAAUCUGCAUCUUUUACGACCGUUUGUUUGAUUACCUUAGCUCUCAUUAUUUUCAAUCGAUCGUGAUUAUAAACAACUUGUGUUUGUUUUAUUUUAUUUUUUGAUAAUAAACAGUGCAUUGCUAUCCUUGAUUCAAAAGACAAAAAAAAGGCAUAUAACUGUUCCAAACGUAUUUUAUAAAAUAUAUAUAAUCUUUUGCGCGAAUUUUCAACAAAUCUAUUUGUGUUUUUAUCAAAAAUUAUGAAGUUACAUUAUGACGAAAUAAUUUAACAAAGUUUCUAUUUAACUGCAACUUGUACCUGAUAUCGCCUGAUUAUUUUUAUAUAGAAUAUUUGCUAUGUACAUAGUUUUAUUUCUACACCAUGACUAUUUGAAAAUGCAACUUUUACAAAUAUGGCCUUUAUGCCUAUCGUCCAAUUGCUCUAUUAAAUAAUUGCUAUCUAUGCAAUGCACAGUGCCUUCGUACGCGAAGUAUAUAUCUACAUGUAUGCAUGCAUACGUUCAUACAAGAUCUAUUUACGUGUAUAUAGAUGAUCGAUAUUCGUAUACAUAUAAUUGCUAAUUAAUUACCUUCAAUUAUAGAAUAUAUAUAUAAUUAUAUACCGUUAUAAUAAUCACAAUAAUGUUCUUUUAGCAGUUGUUAAUAUAAGAUAAUAAUGAAUAUAUAUUUUUAUUGAUAUUUAUAAAAAAUUUAGAAAAUUUUCUUUUCCACAUACGCACACAUGCUACAUAAUAAUCUGUAAAUCAACAUGUAAUAUUCUUAUUUCAUAAAUUUAUCUUAAUUAUUUU
Molecule: messenger RNA, 1729 nt
Organism: Polistes canadensis
Lineage: Eukaryota; Metazoa; Arthropoda; Insecta; Hymenoptera; Vespidae
Exons: 5
Coding region: 107-1006 (299 amino acids)
Source: RefSeq, a predicted model, not a curated record